AUGCCCACUUCACUUGCCAGCGGCCCGUUCCUGUCUCUUCGCCACGACCCCUCUUGUGGCCGCCAGAGGGAGCCUGAGCCGGUCAAUGGCCAUGGCCACACCCACACCCUCCCCUACCGCCCGCCCGUCUCUUCCGCCCCCUUCGCCUCGUUGCGCGCAGCCCCGCCGAGUGCCUCGCACGACUCGCACACACACGCCCAUGUCCGUCCGCACUGGGAGAGCCCGUCCACCGGCACCAAUGGCACCAACGGCGUCAAUGGCGUCAAUGGCACCACCCAAUACACGUCCGACGACGCCUUCCUCAAGCUGGGCAGCCCCCAGCAGGACGUUCUGCUGCUCCACGGGCCGCGCCAGAAAUACUCGCUCGAGAAGGCCAAGGACAUCCCGUCGCUCAAGAGCGACGACGAGAUCCUCAUCCAAGUGCUCGCCAUUGGCCUGAACCCCGUCGACUGGAAGGGCCCGGACUACAACUUUGGACAGCCGUCAUACCCGUGGGUCAACGGCAGAGACUUUGCCGGCCUGGUGGUCCGCGCCCCGCGCAAGCCGAGCCGGGUGCAGAGCGGCGACGUCGUCUUCGGGCCCUCGACAGACUACCGCGACGUCCGCAAGGCUGCCUACCAGGAGUACGUUGUGACCACCGACUACAACGUUGCCCGCAUCCCCCACGGUGUGCCGGUGCACACGGGCGCUGCAAUUGGCGUCGCCUUCGUCGCUGCCGCCAUUGGCCUCGGCACCUCUCUGGGCCUCGACUUCAGCUCUCUGGCCCGGGACGCCCCGCUCGGCCCCGACCUGUACCAACUCGUGCGCUCCGUCCAUCGCAGCCACUUUCCCGACGACGUGCACGCCGAGGUUUUUGAGGGCAUCCCUUACGAUGAGCGGCCCACCCGCGGCGACUGGAUUGUCAUCUGGGGAGGCUCCUCGACCACUGGCAUAUUUGCCCUCCAGCUCGCCAAGCUCGCAGGCCUCCGCGUCAUCGCCGUCGCCGAUGUGGCCAAGAACGGAAAACGCCUCAUCGACUUCGGGGCCGACAUGCUGGUGGACAGAUUCGACCACCAGCGCGCCCUCGACGUGAUCCGCAGCAUCACCGCCAACCAGCUGCGCUUCGCCAUCGACGUCGCCGGCACCGAGUCGGCCACCCACCUGCAGGAGGUUCUGCAUACCUCGGCCGCCGAGAAGCGCGCCCACCUGCUCGGCUUCACCGGCCUCCCCAAGACCAAGGUCAUCGACGUGCAGCAGCACACGGUGCCCAUCAAGAUCUUCCACGCCGCACCCGCCGUGGGCGAGGCCAUCAUGACCUGGGUCGAGGAGCUCCUGGUCGCCAAAACGCUGAAGUUUCCAGACAUCGAGGUGGCUGACGGAGGCCUUGCCGGCAUCAAUGCCGCCCUCGACAAGAUGAGGAGCGGCGCCGUCAGCGGCAAGCGCAUCGUCGUGCCCAUCACCGAGUCUGCCUCGCCCAGCCCGAGCAUCCCCGCUGCCAUUGCCACCGCGCCCGCAGACCUCCCGUCAAACGAUCUUGCCUACGCCGACCAGCUCAAUUCCGACCCUAACCGCAUCCAGUUCGCCUACUGGGUGCCCAACGUAUCGGGGGGCCUCGUCAUCUCCAAGAUCCCGCAGCGCACCAACUGGGACCUCAAGUCGAACCGGCGGUACGCGCAGACGGCGGAGCGGGUGGGGUUCGAGUACGCACUCAGCCAGAUCCGCUUCAUGGCGGGCUACGGCGCCGAGAACCAGCACGAGCCCGUCACCUUCUCGCAAGCGCUCCUGCACAGCACCGAGCGCCUGAAGCUCAUCGUCGCCCUCCUCCCCGGCCCGUGGAACCCCGCGGUGGCGGCCAAGCAGCUCGCCUCGCUCGACAACUACACCGACGGCCGCGUCGCCGUGAACAUCGUGUCGGGCUGGUUCAAGGCCGAGUUCACCGCCAUCGGCCAGUGGUGGCUCGACCACGCCGAGCGCUACCGCCGCUCGCGCGAGUUCAUCGAGUGCCUGCGCGGCAUCUGGACCCACGACAGCUUCACCUACAAGGGCGACUUCUACCGCUUCCACGACUACCCGCUCAAGCCCAAGCCGGUCGCGCUGCCGGGCCGCCCGCACCCGGAGAUCUUCCAGGGCGGCAACAGCGCCGACGCGCGCGAGAACGCCGGCGCCGUCAGCGACGUCUACUUCAUGAACGGCAACACGCUCGAGGGCUUCCUCGCCCAGAUCGCCGACGUGCGCGAGCGCGCGCGCCGCCACGGCCGCGAGGCCCGCGUCCGCUUCGCCGUCAACGGCUUCGUCAUCGUCCGCGACUCCGAGGCCGAGGCCGUCGCCGUCCUGCGCGACAUCCAGGGCAAGGCCGACCCGGCCGCCGUCGAGGGCUUCCGCCAGCAGGUCGCCAACGCGGGCGCCAGCUCCAGGGAGGGCCGCGGCAUGUGGGCCGACUCGGCGUUCGAGGACCUCGUGCAGUACAACGACGGCUUCAAGACGAAGCUGAUCGGCACCAAGGAGCAGGUCGCGGAUCGCAUCCUGCUGCUGAAGAGCAUCGGCGUGGAUAUCUUGCUGACGGCGUUUUUGCAUUACGAGGAGGAGAUCAGGGCGUUUGGCGAGACGGUGCUGCCGUUGGUGAGGAGGCUGGAGAAGCAGGGGAGGGGGAGGGAUAGCGAGUUCGAGAUACGGUUGACCGGGGAUGUGUAUAGGGAGAGGAAAUAG
This is a messenger RNA of Diplodia corticola, 2685 nucleotides long. RefSeq names its product alkanesulfonate monooxygenase. Lineage: Eukaryota; Fungi; Ascomycota; Dothideomycetes; Botryosphaeriales; Botryosphaeriaceae. The record is from RefSeq and is a predicted model, not a curated record. Gene Ontology annotation, biological process: alkanesulfonate catabolic process. Gene Ontology annotation, molecular function: oxidoreductase activity, acting on NAD(P)H; alkanesulfonate monooxygenase activity. The coding region runs from base 1 to 2685 and encodes 894 amino acids. The transcript has 3 exons.